This is a messenger RNA of Prorocentrum cordatum, 736 nucleotides long. The record is from the annotation of a GenBank genome assembly. Lineage: Eukaryota; Dinophyceae; Prorocentrales; Prorocentraceae.
AGGAACUCUCCACGGUGCCUUCUGCGCCCAAUGUAGUGACUAAUUUGGCUUUGGCCUUCUCGGAUGCCAACUUGCCGAACGAGAGAGUCUUCGAAUCCCUCGGCACGGUUGGCAGUGUCACGCUGCAUGAGUUCAGGGCCUCCCAGAUUUCUACCUUGGUGCAGGCGUUCGCGAAGGUUGGCCUAAAGCACGACAAGCUUUUCGCCGCGGUCGACGCCGCUGCGUUGAGCCGAACCUAUUCUUUCAAGGAGCACGAGUUGCAGGACAUCCUGACAGCAUACGAGAGCGUCGGCGCGCCCACCAAGAACCUCAGCAAGGCGAUAUUCGCGCAGAGGUCUGGGGACCAAGACGUCCGGAGCGGCUACAUGGCGCAUGUCGUCACAAUUGUGGCAUUGGUUCUGCUAGCACUGUGGCUAACAUGGAAGGUGACUCCAACUUGACCAGGGUACCCGGAUCAGGACACCUCAUGGGGCAGCACUUCACGUGUAGAAUCGACCAUGAGAUUCAGGUGUUCAUCUUUUGCGAGUUGCAAAGCUUACAGCAAGUGUGGAGAAUUGUAUGUAUGAGGCGUGAGGGGCGAAUGGCUUCGUUUCUGCCUUCCCUACAUUAAGCGGCCGUAGAUGUCAGGGUCCAGUAGUCGGUCAUCCUGUGAGCCGAAGCGCUGCCGCCGCGACCAUGCCCAGUUCGGACUAGUAGUGUUCUAGAUUUCCAUCGCGUAUGUUGGCCAACGCGUGGA